This is a messenger RNA of Capsella rubella, 1173 nucleotides long. Its product is annotated as protein SPOROCYTELESS. Gene Ontology annotation, molecular function: DNA-binding transcription factor activity. Lineage: Eukaryota; Viridiplantae; Streptophyta; Magnoliopsida; Brassicales; Brassicaceae. The record is from RefSeq and is a predicted model, not a curated record. The transcript has 3 exons. The coding region runs from base 1 to 1008 and encodes 335 amino acids.
AUGGCGACUUCUCUCUUUUUCAUGCCAACAGAUCAAAACUCCGUCGGAAACCCAAACGAGCUUCUGAGGAACACCCACCUUGGUGUCAACAGCUCCGGCGAGAUCCGGACAGAGCCGCAGAAGAGCCGUGGUCGGAAACCGGGAUCAAAGAAAGGUCAGCAAAACCAGAAGAAACCGACCUUGAGAGGAAUGGGUGUAGCAAAGCUCGAGCGGGAGCGUCUCAAAACCGAAGCAGCAGAGAACAAACAAAUCGCCGCCACACUCGGAGACACGUCAGUAGCACCGCCGAACCCUAACAGCGCUACCCGUUUGUUACCCGUACCCGUGGACCCGGUUCUUGUCCUGCAAGGCUUCCCAAGCUCAGUCGGAGGAGGAUGCAGAAGCAACAGGAUCUAUUGCGGUGGAGUCGGGUCGGGUCAGAUUAUGAUCGACCCGGUUUGCUCUCCUUGGGGUUUUGUUGAGACGACCUCUACUCAUGAGCUCUCUUCAAUCCCAAAUCCUCAAAUGUAUAACGCUUCCUCUAAUACUCGCUGUGACACUUGCUUCAAGAAGAAACGUUUGGAUGAAGAUCAGAGCAAUGUAGUUCGAUCCAACGGUGGUGGGUUUUCGAAAUACACAAUGAUUCAACCUCCGAUGAACGGCUACGAGCAUCUUUUUCAACAAGAUUAUCAGAGGAGCAGCCAAGGUUUCAUUUAUGAUCAUCAUAGAAUGACUAGAUCAGCUCCACCUUCUGCUGCUGCUGCUACUAGUUCUAAUCCGUAUCUUAAUGAGGCGACAAAUCAUACGGUAUCGAUGGAGGAAUUUGGGAGUGGCUACAUGGAAGGAAACCCUAGAAAUGGAUCAGGAGGUGUGAAGGAGUACGAGUUCUUUCCGGGGAAAUACGAUGAUUUUCCAGGAAAAUAUGGUAAAACAGUCUCAUCAAAGGCUACAUCGGUCGUCGUAGGUGAUUGCAGUCGUACUAAUACAUCAUCGUCAUCAUCCACCAUCGAUUUGUCUUUGAAGCUUUAAAUGAUUUAAGAAAAUUUUGAAACAUCAUAUCGUCUCAGAGAUUUUUCAGCUCUCUCUUCUCUCAGCUCUUUCUAUAUUAAUUUAAACAAAUCGUCGUUUUUGUUUUUUUGGUUUUACAUAUUAAGUAGAAAAAAGUACGAAACAGAAGAAAAAAAAAAAGAGAUC